Molecule: messenger RNA, 1332 nt
Organism: Knipowitschia caucasica
Lineage: Eukaryota; Metazoa; Chordata; Actinopteri; Gobiiformes; Gobiidae
Source: the annotation of a GenBank genome assembly
AUGUAUGAUGGGAGUAUUUACCUGCUGGUGGUAUUUGCAGCGUCUCAGGAGAAACCGUGCACUCAGCCCACUGUGAAGAAACUCCUGGAGCAGAAGAGAAAGAGAGAAACGCCAUCCUGCUCCCAGCGCAGCCUCGCUCCCCCAAACUACACCCUGUCUGCAGGAGAACCCUCUACUAAUCCAGGCGGCUCAAGCGUACCUUCAGACAUGGCAGUGAGCUCUCAGCUGUGGACUCCAGCAGAAGACACGCUUUUUAGUUUUCCGACGUCACCCCCGGGUCCCAGCUACACCUGCUCCUACAGCCUCCCGGUCAGCCCAGAAUACCAGCAUUUCCAAAACUUCGCCAACACGCAGCCUUAUCAGGAAUCCCUGGUGACAGACUCCAGUGUAAGUUUGUCGUGGUCCCUUGAGCCCAGCCACAGUUCCGCCCCGACUUUCGGUUCUCCACUGGAUUCAAACAAGCUGCUGAACGCCCGGAUGUUUAUCAAUGGGAUGGACUACAGCAGGACGGCCGAGCAGGACGAGGACGGAGACACCAUUCUGCACAUCUACAGCGCUAAAGGAGUCCGCGAGUACGCGUACGCUGCUGCGGAGAGGUUGCGAUCAAUGAACAAGCUGGAUGCAAAAGAGCACAAGGGCAAGACGGCUUUACUUGUGGCGGUGGCUGCGAACCAGCCGGAGAUCGUGCAUGACCUCCUGUCGCUGGGAGCAGAUAUGAACGCCUGCGAUGUGAACGGACAGACCGCUCUGCAUCUGGCCUCGCAGUACGGCUACAGCGUGGUCCUGCAGGCCUUGUUGUUGAGCUCCAACCCUGCUAACCUCGAGGCGCGCAACUUUGAAGGAAUGACGCCCUUGCACUGCGCUGCCCUGUCUCACUGCGACGCCAUGAAAGCAGGUUACGCCGGAGGAAGCUCAGAGGUGAAGGACCAUCUGCUCUGUGUUCAAAUGCUCCUGAGCGCUGGGGCCUCUCUGCUCAGCCAGGAAAUUAAGAGCAACAAGACCGUGUUGCACCUGGCCGUGAAGGAGGGGAACUUGGAUCUGGUGCGCUUCCUGCUCCACCAUCCACAGGCCGAUAAAGACUUUGUCAAUAUGAAAGCUCACGGCAACACCGCGCUGCACAUGGCGGCCGGCCUCCACACCAGUCCUCAUCAGAAGGAGAUGAUGCAGCUGCUGUUGAGCCGGGGAUCUGACCCGAGCCUCAGGAACCUGGAGAACGAGCAGGCGGCCCACCUCCUGCAGGGGGGAGCGGAGGGCGAGCAGCUCAGACUGUUGUUGAAGAGACGCAGCACUUUGUCUCGACGCCGUGUCUUUUCUUCACACGACUCAUUUUAA